Aricia agestis (brown argus) is the source of this 406-nucleotide messenger RNA. RefSeq lists its product as uncharacterized. The record is from RefSeq and is a predicted model, not a curated record. The transcript is spliced from 2 exons. The coding region runs from base 45 to 326 and encodes 93 amino acids. NCBI's taxonomy places the organism in Eukaryota, Metazoa, Arthropoda, Insecta, Lepidoptera, Lycaenidae.
AAUUUUGUUGGUUUAUUUUUAGCACCUUUACGAAUGUACCAAACAUGUCUCGGGCGUCUCAACCGGUGAAAGAAAAUAAGGUCUUAAAAGGUUCGGAGGCCAUAAUGAUACCGACGAAGAGCGGAAAGAAGUUCCUGCUGAUGCUGGACGGGUACACGUACUCCCAGAUCAACUAUAGCCCCCACUGGUUCUGCUCAUCCAAGAUGGCGGGGUGCGGCGCGCGCGUCCGCCGCGUCAGCGACGGUCAGGUCAUGCGCGUCAACACCAACCACACCCAUCCGCCACCCAAGUACGUGGUGAAGAAUGGGAUGUACAUCAAGAUAUAAGCAUCUUUAGGUAUAAGUGCUUUCUGCAGUGGAUGGUAUAAACUGUGAGCGAGUGUUCGGCAGACUAACUUCCGCACUCA